ACUUAAAGGAAAAGAAACAUUUCUCUCAUUUGAAAACGAUUUAAUUGAAACUAUCAUAAAAGCAAGAACCAUUUUUAUUCGUCUAGAAUAAUAUGAACAUAUGUUAUCCUUUCACUUGAAGAUGCUGUGCUCAAGGGUUAGCGAUUGAUCGUUUUGAAAGGAGUUAUUUUUGCUUGAAAUGGCUGGUGUUGUCCCUAAAAGAUCAGCAUCUGGACGAAAACAGUGGAGUUUGCAAGAUGGUUCAAGAAAUCCAUUAAAUGUAUUAAGAAAUCAACUAGCAAGUGAUGGUUGUUCAGAAUCUCAGGUUGUUCUAGCCAAACAAUUAUUGGAUGGAUCCCAACAGUAUCAUUCACACACUGAAAAAAAGGAAAAUGAACGUCUAGGAGUCUACUGGCUCAUCAGAGCUUCCCAGCAGGGUAAUGAAGAGGCAACAGGGUUGCUGAAAACAUGCUUGAAAUCAGGGAAAGGCAUUUCUGAGCAUAACUUUUUGGAUGUUAAAUCCUGCAUUAGUAUGACACAAAAUGAGAAAUGGUCAAGAAAAGCUGCUAGGGAGAUCUUUGCAAGCUUAUCUAAUGGUAGUGAUUACAUAACAACAGAUCAACUUCAGAAAGAAAUAUUCUCGAUUGAAAGAAAUAAUGGACAGAAAACGAAUCUACCGUCUGAAAUUGAAAAUAUGGAUAUUCAAAAUGGAGAACUCAUGAAGAACAAGGAAGAAGCAAGUGAUUCAGACUGUGACACUGAUUGGACAUUGAGACUAGAAUGCAAAAGUUCUAGUGAGAAACUAACAGAAGAUAAUCUUGUAUCAGCAGCUAUAGAUUACUCUCAAGGAAGUCUACCAUUGAUGAAUAAAUCAUUAAGUUUAACUCCGGAUUUACAUGCUAUGGAUAAUAUUCCAUAUUUUUACCGAUCAAUUUUACAUCCGUGGCUAACAUUGAAAAUAUUCCAUUGGAGAGUUUUGCAGUGGGUUUGUGAGAAAUUGGAAGUCUUAAAUUUAAAUUAUGAGUUUCGUUUAUUUAUUCUACUGAUAGUUUAUUCACUUCUCAAUGUGCAUAGUUAUGCUUAUAUAUUACCCAUACUGCUAUACUAUCUAAGUUAUAUAUUCAUGGUAGUGACAACUUGCCAAAUGUUACAGAACCAGAGAGAAUUCCAAGAAUUUAGAUUAUGGUCGGGUCUAUUCCUUUGCUAUUCAGGCGGCAAUUUGAAUGCAGAGCAAGUAGAAUAUCAAUAUGUUAAAAAGAACUUGAAACCAUAUGGUCAAUUUUUCGUUGCGUUAUUAGUGAAUCUCUUUAUUUACUCUUUUAUUUCUGAACACUGGACUCCCGAUUCUGAACUAACAGUCUUUUCUUUCCUUUUCACGUUUUUAACAUUGUUCGGUUUCAUGCCAAAGAGGAACUCUGAAAUGUCUUGUGGUGCAACAAUUCUUUUGAGUUUCGCUAUCAAUGUACUAGCAAAAUACCCUUAUGAUACAGAUCCAAUAGUGACCAAGGGUUGGAGAUUUCUUGAUCUGAAAAUACAAACGUUUACAAGUUAUGUUAUGGGUAAUAGUAUUCAAUUUUGUUUCAAUUUCAGAUUGGUGUUGUUUUUGGCCAUUCCAAUUCUGUUGAUUCAGUUAGCAUCGAAACAGAAUUGGAGAGGGACAUACAAAAUUCUGAUACCUCAUUGUGUUACCUUGAGUUGGCUCCAGAUGUGUAUUAUAGGCUCGCAAGGGGCAACCGUUUAUGGGCUUUUAAGAGGAGUUUUAGCUUUAGUUGGCGUUGUAAUGUUUUUACCAUUAGUUGGUUUAACCAGUGCGCUGUUGCCAGCGGCAGUUUUGACCAAAUGGCUAAUUUCGUCUAGCAUGUUAUUCACACUUAGUAUCUUCUUUUUAAUAAGUUGUGUUGCUAUUUUCAUUUCCUGGCAUCUAGCACAGAGCCAUGUCAAAAAAUAUACUGCUGUCAUACAAAUUAUUAUUAUGAUAAUAGCACUGAUAACGAUCAUCAACAUGAUGAAUGAGAAUAAAAAAUUCGAAGAAUUAUCUGAGGACGAAGAACCGGAAUAUUUACCUUGGGAUAUAUUUCGAAAGUUUUGUUAUGAGCCAUUUUGGGAAGACGAAAAUAUUGCAUUAUCCCAACUCAAUUGUGCUGGACUAGAAAAUGCAUUGGUAUCUUGGGAUGGUUACAUACAUACCAUUAAAAUAAGAUCCGUUUCGAAUAUUUACAUUAAAAUACUCGAAAAAUUACCGGAAAAAAUUUACGACACUCUUCUCUGCUAUUUUGGAGAGAAAAUAUCUAAUUCAAUUUGUCAUACAAUGCACAAAAAUUCAGAUGAAUGUCUGGUCCUUCACAGUAUGAAAGAAAAUGCAAAUAAAUGUACCUUAGAAAAAUAUAACGAAUAUGAAUUCGAAAUUACUAUGAGAAUGAGUGCAGGAAUUUGGGGAAAAAGGUCAGAAAUGCUGAUUUUGGUACUAGAUAACUCCUUCAAGAAUAUCACAACGAGAUUGAAAUCGGGGGAUCACAUUUGGUUCAAAGGAAAAUUAUUCAAUAAUCAGAAUAUAGGCGCGGACGGUAUUUUGGGAGGAUACAAACCUCAUAUUUCGAUAGAAGCUCUCGGUUGUCAUAGUUGUUUUAAUAUUGAUAUAAGAACAGUUACUAAAGCCAAAGAUACUUCAAAUGUUUAUGAUAAUUUUCAUCAUAUAUAUGUUGGUGUGAAGUUUAUCCUGAAUAUUAUUUUUAAUCCUGUUGUAAUUUUUAAAUGAGAGCAUGUUAAUUAAUACAAUCGUUCAUAAAAUAAAUGUCUACUACUAUUGGAACCAAUGUUUACUUGUAUAUAGAAUGAUUCAUUACAGAAAUCCACAAUGGAAACUGGUGCUCAAUCAAUGGAGAUCAAUACUAGAAAAUUCAAAACCACUUUGUUCCUGUUCUCCUUUGUUUCAAGAACAAUGUGAAGGAGAUUACCGUCUAGCUAGUUUCAUACUUAUUUAUAAAAAUUGAUUUGGAACUUGCAUGAACGAAUGAAUACCUUCAUAGUCUUACUUCUUUUGAAGUAAAUAGGCGGAAAUGUCGAAAAUUUUUCAUGGAGAAUUUUUUACCAUGGCUGAAUACGUAAAAACCAUUCGCUAUU
This is a messenger RNA of Coccinella septempunctata (seven-spotted ladybird), 3099 nucleotides long. It is a transcript of the gene wfs1, whose product is annotated as wolframin. The transcript is spliced from 3 exons. The record is from RefSeq and is a predicted model, not a curated record. NCBI's taxonomy places the organism in Eukaryota, Metazoa, Arthropoda, Insecta, Coleoptera, Coccinellidae. Bases 179 to 2734 code for a protein of 851 amino acids. Gene Ontology annotation, biological process: calcium ion homeostasis; endoplasmic reticulum unfolded protein response. Gene Ontology annotation, cellular component: endoplasmic reticulum membrane.